Molecule: messenger RNA, 2110 nt
Organism: Leptidea sinapis
Lineage: Eukaryota; Metazoa; Arthropoda; Insecta; Lepidoptera; Pieridae
Product: acyl-CoA Delta-9 desaturase-like
Exons: 6
Coding region: 93-1157 (354 amino acids)
Biological process (GO): unsaturated fatty acid biosynthetic process
Cellular component (GO): endoplasmic reticulum membrane
Molecular function (GO): iron ion binding; stearoyl-CoA 9-desaturase activity
Source: RefSeq, a predicted model, not a curated record
CUCGAGCGUUUUAAUUUAGUUUACACUGCGAAUUUGAAUCGUCGCGUCUAAUAUAAACAUACAAGUCCACACAGAGUCGAUUUUAUUUGAACAUGUUACAUUAUUUAGAACCUACAACAACGACUUCAUUUAAAACAGAUCAAAAUGGCGAAACAAAGGAAAAUAAAGAAGACUAUGAUGACCAAGGAAAGUAUUACGAUAUGUGUCUUACUAAUGAUCCAAAAUAUUUAGCUCCUAUCAGAAACUUGGAAAGAAAGUUCGGUUUUGUGACGCCACUCAUUUGGAAGAAUGUGAUAUUGAUGGCCCUGGCUCAUAUUGUAUUGGCGUAUCAAAUUGUGAUGUAUUUCAUGUACAGCAAGGAUAGAUUGUUGUUUUCAUCAAUUGUUCAGAUACUCUUAUAUGGGUAUAUGGCAGGGUUUGGUAUCACCGCCGGAAUUCACCGUCUCUGGAGUCAUCGUUCUUACAAAGUGAAGACACCGUUUAAGAUAUUUUUACUAUUGUGCUUCGCUUUGACGGGACAGAAAACUGUGUACCGAUGGGUUCGAGAUCAUCGUGUUCACCAUAAGAGAUGUGAUACCUCAGGCGAUCCCCAUGAUGCUUCCCGUGGCUUCUUCUUCUCCCAUAUCGGCUGGUUCAUGAUGAAGAAACAUCCUCAUGUUAUUACUGAGGGAGCUAAGAUUGACAUGAGUGAUAUUACUGGUGAUCCUAUAUUGGUGUUUUUUGAUAGACAUUAUGGAGUAUUUAAACUGUUAAUUUGCUUCGUGAUACCAGCUCUAAUACCAGUAUGGGUUUUUGGUGAGACGUGGGCCAAUUCAUUGUUAACAGUUAACUUACGUUACUUUCUCACGUUACAUUUAACGUGGUGCGUCAACAGUUUUGCUCAUAUGUAUGGAUCAAAGCCUUAUGACAAGAACAUAAUGCCUUCACAAAAUGUGAUCCUGUCAGUUCUAUUGAUUGGAGAAGGUUGGCAUAAUUAUCACCACACCUUCCCCUGGGAUUACAAGUCUGCGGAGUUACCUUACUUCAUUAACUUGACCACGCUGAUAUUGGAUGCUGCAGCAUUAGUUGGUCAAGUAUUCGACAGGAAGGUAGCCACACCAGCUAUAGUAAAAGCCAUUGCACAGAAAAAAGGAGACUCAAGUUGGAAGAUUUCAUAGUUAUGUCACGGCCUAAGAGAAUGGUUAACAUUGGUGUUUAGGGUUUUGCUUGGAUAAUUUAUACGUCUAGAAUCUAGAUAGACUGCAAAAAUUUAAGUUGAAUGUUAACCUCUAAACAAUUUGUUAUGUUUUUAAGGUGAUAAUCCUCACUUCUGUGAUAUAUAAACAAAUAAAAAUUGAAAACUACAGGAUGUAGAUGUAGCCACAACAUGAGAGUUGAACAAAGCAUAUAAGAUUUUAUAACGAUACGUCACUCGAACGGUUAGUUCAGUUGGUAAGAGCACUCGCACGGAACGCGAGGGGUCGUGGGUUCGAGUCUCGCAUCGUUCAUAAAAUUUUAUUUGUGAGUUAACCUCUAUUUUGAGCAAUGCUCGCAUACUAACAUAAAGUGACAUACAAAUUGCGUUCGUUAGACGAAGUUUGUCAAGCACACUAAGUAUUAAACCUGGCCUGUUUUCAUCGGUUGUCUAGCAGCAAGAGGCUCUAUCAAGACGUAUAAAUUAUCUAUGGAACAUUGUACAUAACAAAUAUUUUUGUCAUUUAUUGUUGAUCGAUUUACGGCCGUUCCCAAUAUACUAUCUACAGAUAGAGAUAAAUUACUACUGUAUCUACUGUAUGUACUGUAUCAGUAAUUAGCUGUCAAUAAUCUGAAGCUGGCCCAAUAUACCCGAUAAGUCAUUCUUAUCGCCUUAUAUUGGGACGCGUGAAUUACAUUUUCCAUACAAACUUCUAUCGCUGGUAAGCAAUACGCCCUCCCAUUGACAUACAGCGUGUACGUUUAAGGUGAGUUACUGUCGAUAAGUUUAUUGGGACAGAAAAGUCAACGAUAGUUAUGAUUUUUAUCUCAAGUAAGAGAUAGACUGAAUAUUGGGAACGGCCGUUAGAUUAUUGCUACUAUGUGCUAUUUUGAUAAAUUAAUGAUAAUUAUAUAUAGUAAUUGUUUAAACAUUUAA